UAGGUUGCAACCUCAGGCAUUCAGGCGUCCACCCUAGACCCUAGUGUCGCUCUCUUCUCCGCUCCGCUUCUCCCCCCACAUCUUCCAUCGUCUCUUCGCGUUUCCCUCUUUACCCUUUCGCGUUUCCAUUUGCCUCCCCCUGGAUUCGAUCCCACCUGUCACCACUAAUAGUCUACUGUGGAUCCCGGUGAUCUACUUACUACCCCGGAAGUUGCUGGCUAGCCCCGACCGUCUUUGUGCGUUCCUGUGACUCACAUACCUAAAAUCUACCGAGCGGGGCCGCCAAAAUGCAGCCCUCCGAGCUAAGGAAAGAAGUUGGCCAGGUAAGAGAUAGUAACUCCCUCUUCAAAGCAGACCAGGGCAAGGAAGCCCUGGCGAAUAAAAAUCUGACAGGCUGAACCUACUUAGCUUUUUGCAGUUGGCUUUCAUGGCCUCACGCCGAGUCCGGAAAUUAAAACCUUGAUCCAUGAUCACGGACUUGGCGGGAUUGUUCUCUUCAAACGAAAUGUUCAAGAUGCCGCCCAAUUACAGGUAUGUCAGAACCCUCCCCGACAUGGACGAUGCGCAUCAGCUGAACUGGGCCACUGAUCUGUGCGACUAGGCUUUGACAUUGGCCCUCCAAGAGGAAGCGAAGGCUGCGGGACAUGAGCAUCCGCUGUUUAUUGGAAUCGACCAAGAGAAUGGACUGGUCACAAGGAUAUCACCGCCAAUUGCCCCUCAGCUUCCAGGCGCGAUGGCUCUAGGGGCUACAUAUGACCCCGAGCUCGCCUACAAAGUGGGAGCUGCCACUGGAGAAACGUUGAGACUGUUUGGGAUCAACAUGAACUAUGCGCCCGUCUGUGAUAUUAACUCGGAGCCCCUUAACCCCGUUAUUGGUGUACGUAGCUUUGGGGAUGAUCCCGGUUUCGUGGGGCGGUUUGCGGGAGCUACUGCCCGAGGCCUAAGGGAGCAGAAAGUUGUCCCUACCGUUAAGCAUUUCCCCGGUCAUGGGGAUACUGCGGUGGACUCCCAUUACGGACUUCCCGUGAUACAGAAGACGAGGGAUCAACUAGAACAAUGUGAAUUGAGACCCUUUCGUCGAGCAGUUGCCGAAGGCAUAGAGGCCGUGAUGACCGCACAUAUCUCUCUACCUGCUCUCGGGGAUUCUAACCUCCCCGCCACCCUUUCUGCCGAUGCCUUGAACAUCCUGCGUGAAGACAUGCAGUAUGACGGUAUGGUGGUCACGGACUGCCUGGAGAUGGACGGAAUCCGGGCCACCUACGGGACUGAGCAAGGCGCAGUCCUUGCUCUUGGGGCUGGCAGCGACAGCAUCAUGAUUUGCCAUACCUAUGACGUGCAGGUUGCGUCUAUCAAUCGAGUUAUAGAGGCUGUCGAGUCCGGGAAAAUUCCAAUGGCGCGCCUGAAGGAAGCCCAUCGCCGGGUCACCAAGGUGAAGCGGGAAUUCUUAAGCUGGGACGCAGCGUUGCAAUCUCGGGGCUUGGAUGGCCUUGUCUCCAUUAAUGACAAGGCCCUUAAACUGGCCACCGAUACAUACUCACAGUCUGCUACUAUUGUUCGCGAGAAGCCAGGUGUGUUUUACAAGCUCUUCGACGAAUCUUCUACCGUGGUCUUCCUUUUCCCCGGCGAGAAGACCCCGGCCGGUGGCGCAGUAGACGGGGAAGGACUGGGACGGAAAGGAUCCUACAACGCCACUGAGUAUCUUGAAAUACUCAAAAAACAAUCAGCGAAUGCUACAGAGAUUCGCUAUGGUGAACCAGGUCUUUCAUCGGAGGAGUGGAGUCUCGUCGAGGCCGCCGACGUCGUUGUAUUCACAUCCAUCAAUGCGCGAGAAUCGCAGUAUCAAAGAAACCUAGGCCUUGAACUGCCACAACGUGCUCGGAAUCUCGUUGCUAUUGCCGCUUGCAGCCCGUACGACUUCCUAGAUGACGUGAGCAUUGAAACGUACGUCACCACAUACGAACCAACGAUUGAAGCCUUUUCGGCAGCUGUUCAGCGCAUGAAAGGCGGACUGGGUGGUCGAAAAGGUCAAUUGCCAGUUGGAUCAUUAAAGCCAACACCACAAUGGAUUAAGGUAGAUGUCUACAGGGCGGCUAGGGACUUUUACCCUUUGCUGGCGCUUUGGGACAAGGCCCUGCCCACUUACCCGCUACUUGACAAAGAUCCGCUAUUGCUUCCUAAAAAUGCACACCAUUUUGUCGUUGGACAUGGAAAAAAUCUCAUUGGAUUCUGCCUUUUGUUCACCGAAGAACGACAGGACAUUACUUGCGGUCAUCUGGCGGCGUUGGCGGUUGAUCCGAGCAAGCAGGGGUUGGGCGUGGGAACCGCUCUGGUUGCAGCAUGCCGGUCGUGGCUCAAGAAAGAGUUCAAGAACGCUCGUUUGGAGCUGGGAAGCUCAUUUCCUCGAUUUUGGCCCGGAGUUCCGACUGAUCUGCCUCCCGAAGUGCUGCAAUUUUUUGUCCAUCGCGGCUUCCAGCUCAACCCCGUGUCGGCCCGGUCUGUUGACCUGUACCAGGACAUCCGCAAUUUCCAGGCCCCGGAAAAAUACGUCGCCAGAGCUCGGGACCGAGGAUAUACGUUUAGACCUCUCAAACCGGAAGAAUUUCUGAAGGGUUUGGUAGGACAGAAGAGAAACUUCUCUGACAACGAGGCCUGGGUUCAAAAAUUCAUGGACCUUGACCCAAGUGUGUACCCAUCCAGCAUUAUGACUGCGUGGGACAAUCGAGGCAACCAGGUGGGCUGGACGUUCAUGCUGGGGCCGGAAUGCGACAUUCUCCGGCAAAAUUGGGCUUUCCCUCCCAUGUGUGGCCCCAAAACGGGCCUGAUCGGCUGCGUAGGCGUGGACAAAGAUCAUCGCAAGGGUGGAGUCGGCCUCGCUCUAGUCAGCCAUGCUAUCGAAAACAUGAAGCAGAGAGGCAUUGAGGGGGUUUUCGUGGACUGGGUGGCUUUGGAUGGCUGGUAUGAACAACUUGGGUUCGAGGUGUGGCGCAGCUAUCGACCAGGACGGAUGCUCCUGUAGGUCGGAGUGGACUGUUCACUGAUCUAGUAGUUGAAUAUUAGUCGAGGCACCCUUAUCCAUCGUGGACGAAUGAAAACUGGCUGAUUUGUCUUAUUUCUUGGCCGAGGGUUCCGAGACGGUGUGGGGAACCUCGGUUAUACCUCUCGUAAUCUGUUUUCCGAGACGUCUCCCUUGCUCGAACGCAGCUGGCCAUUUACUCUUCAAGCCCACCG
Molecule: messenger RNA, 3228 nt
Organism: Aspergillus melleus
Lineage: Eukaryota; Fungi; Ascomycota; Eurotiomycetes; Eurotiales; Aspergillaceae
Exons: 2
Coding region: 734-3016 (760 amino acids)
Biological process (GO): peptidoglycan turnover; carbohydrate metabolic process
Molecular function (GO): hydrolase activity, hydrolyzing O-glycosyl compounds; acyltransferase activity, transferring groups other than amino-acyl groups
Source: RefSeq, a predicted model, not a curated record